Rasamsonia emersonii CBS 393.64 is the source of this 1491-nucleotide messenger RNA. Its product is annotated as C6 transcription factor (Ctf1B). Gene Ontology annotation, molecular function: DNA binding; zinc ion binding. The transcript is spliced from 2 exons. Bases 1 to 1491 code for a protein of 496 amino acids. Gene Ontology annotation, biological process: DNA-templated transcription. Lineage: Eukaryota; Fungi; Ascomycota; Eurotiomycetes; Eurotiales; Trichocomaceae. The record is from RefSeq and is a predicted model, not a curated record.
AUGGAGCCGACCAGAUCGAGCUGCCCCCCUUUUCUCCUCUCCCUCCCACCAUUCAUCAGUCCCCUCCCGAACCGCAUUCCGAUCGACGACCUCAUCUACCUCGAGAAACAGGGUGCGCUCACCAUCCCCGAGCCGGCGCUCUCGCCAUGCCUUGCUGCACAGCUACGUGGAAAACGUCCACGCGCACCUGCCCCUGCUGGAUCUGCAGGACUUGAUUCCGCCCGUGAUCGCCAACAACAACGGUGCAUGCGGAUUGGGAUUGGGGAAACAGAUCAGUUUACUUCUUUUUCAGACGGUUAUGUUUGCUGGGUCGACUUGUUGUAUAUUCUCGACUGUGAAACGGAUCGGGUUGCCCAGCUGCAGGCGGUGCUGCUGUUCACGUAUUGGUCCGGAGAGCGGAACGAUGCCCUCCGGGACAAUUGGCACUGGAUGAAUAUCAGCUUGUCCAUGGCCCAGGCUCUCGGUCUGCAUCGACAGACGGCUGGGGAUAGUGAUGGUGCCCCUCGAUGUCAUGCAAACAGAAGGAAAAGGGGAUUGGAAAGACGUCUGUGGUGGUCCUGUUACAUCCGAGACAAGCUGAUUGCUCUGACCAUGCGGCGGCCCUUUCUGAUCGACGGGGCUGAUUGCGAUGUCCCGAUGCUCGUGCUGGAGGACUUCGAAACCGACAUCGCGCAACCGACGGUGGCCAGCAUGCUGCGACGAUAUCCGGCUGUCGCAGAUACCUUCCGCCGCACGGAGCUGGCGGUAAUCUGCAUCGAGCGGGCCAAAUUGUGUCUGGCGGUCGGCAAGGUUCUGUCGACACAGUAUACGGUCGAAGUCCGUGCUUGCACGCCAGACGACCCCGAACCAAGGACCUAUGUGGCCCCCAAGAAGAAGCGGGCUUCUCCAACGCGGCAAGACGUGAUGGACUGUGUCUCCGUGUUGGACGCCUGGAACAGGAAUCUGCCCGAAGCGGCCCGGUAUUGGGACGAUCCCUCGCAUCCACUCUUCUCGAUGCGGGAGGUGACCAAGAUCCAUCGAGCGACACUCCGAAUGAUCUAUCUCGCGACGUUGAGCGCCCUCUUUCGGCCGCUCGUGUCUUCGCCACUGUCUUCCCGGGCGGAAUUUGCGUCCAUGGCCUAUUUAGCCCAGUCUCGAUCCCGAGAGACCGCGUUCGAGACUGUCAAGUUAUCUGAGGACCUCAAAUGUCGGGGCCUAGUUCCGCUUCUGCCGCCGGUCGGCGUCACGGCUCUGGUGCCGACUGCGUAUACUCUGUUACUUGAUGUCGGAUCGGAGGACGUCCAGCGACGCAACUCCGCGUGGGAACAGUUGCAGCGGUGUCUCGAGACGUUGAGUGUCCUGCGAGAUCUCUACGCCACCGCUGAGCUGGCAACGACGUUCCUUCGAGAUAUCAUUGCGAAGGUGGGGAGGGCCACUCUGGUGCCGGCGCAGGCACAGUUGCAAGCGCAGAUUGUCGACCGCGAUGGGGUGGAUACCGAUAUAAUACGAUAA